Corylus avellana is the source of this 411-nucleotide messenger RNA. Lineage: Eukaryota; Viridiplantae; Streptophyta; Magnoliopsida; Fagales; Betulaceae. The record is from RefSeq and is a predicted model, not a curated record.
AUGGUAUUCAAAUUCCACUACUGUGCGCCUCCAUGUGAGCUCACAGUAGCUCCCUCAGGCCUCGCCUUCUGCGAUAAAGUUGUAGGAACUGGCCCUGAGGCUGUCAAGGGACAGCUCAUUAAGGCACAUUAUACUGGGAAAUUGGAGAAUGGUACGGUUUUUGAUAGCAGCUACAAUCGUGGGAUGCCUCUUUCAUUUCGUAUCGGUGUUGGUGAGGUCAUCAAGGGCGGGGACCAAGGCAUUCUAGGAGGUGAUGGAGUCCCCCCAAUGCUUGCUGGUGGAAAACGCACACUAAAGCUUCCCCCAGAACUCGCAUACGGCAUGAGAGGGGCUGGGUGCAAAGGAGGUUCUUGUAUUAUUCCUCCAGAUUCGGUUCUUUUGUUUGAUGUAGAAUUCAUUGGCAAGGUAUGA